AUGAAGCGCGAUUUCGACGAAAUCUCGGAGGAGGAGUGGUCGCAGCACUCGUUUAACGCUUCGCGGGUGCUUAAACGGCCACGGGCUCCAACGAGGACCCGUCCGGCGAAUCCGUCGCCUCCGAUUGAGUCGUUUGCGUUCCGGAGGCCGUCCAAGGCAGCGGUUGCGGGAGGAGGAAGAGAAGAAGAGAGUAACAGCAGCAGCGACGAUUGUGUCGAGGUGGAGGAUUUAGGAGAAUCUGAUUCGGAGGUGAAGGUUGUGAAUGGCGAUGAUUUGCUGUUGGAGGACGAGGAGGACGCGAAGGUCGUGGUGCGAGCUGCGAGAGCUGGUCGGCGAUUUGUGAUUGAAGACGACGAAGCGAGUGAAGAUGAGUUUGACGAUGAUGAUGAGGUUGCGCUUAGCUCUAGUGAUGACGAAGGUGGGAAAGGAGGGAGAGGAGGAGGAGAAGAAGAUGUCGUUGGGAAGGCUCUGCAAAAGUGUGCCAAAAUCUCGGCGGAUCUUCGUAAGGAGCUUUAUGGCAGCUCUUCUGGGGUUACUUGCGAUAGGUACUCUGAAGUGGAAACCUCUACUGUGAGGAUUGUCACACAGACUGAUAUUGAUGAAGCAUGUAAAGGAGAGGAUUCUGAUUUUCAGCCUAUACUCAAGCCGUACCAGUUGGUUGGUGUGAACUUUCUUCUUCUCUUGUAUAAGAAGGGAAUUGAAGGAGCUAUUCUAGCCGAUGAGAUGGGUCUUGGAAAGACCAUUCAGGCAAUCACAUAUUUAACUCUUCUAAACACCUUAAACAAUGACCCUGGUCCUCACUUGGUUGUAUGCCCUGCCUCUGUCCUGGAAAACUGGGAGAGAGAACUCAAGAAAUGGUGUCCAUCGUUUACUGUACUUCAGUACCACGGGGCUGCGAGAGCAGCCUACUCGAGAGAAUUGAAUUCUUUGUCAAAAGCUGGGAAGCCGCCGCCAUUCAACGUGCUUCUUGUGUGCUAUUCUUUGUUUGAACGACAUAGUGAACAACAGAAAGAUGACCGUAAAGUACUGAAACGGUGGCGGUGGAGCUGUGUUUUGAUGGACGAAGCCCAUGCUUUAAAGGAUAAGAACAGUUAUAGGUGGAAGAAUUUGAUGUCUGUGGCCAGAAAUGCAAACCAGCGCCUGAUGCUUACAGGAACGCCUCUACAAAAUGAUUUGCAUGAACUAUGGUCGCUUCUGGAGUUCAUGUUGCCUGAUAUAUUUACCACGGAGAAUGUCGACUUGAAGAAGUUGUUGAACGCAGAAGACACGGAGUUGAUUACUCGAAUGAAAUCCAUUCUUGGUCCUUUCAUCUUGAGGCGUUUGAAAUCUGAUGUCAUGCAGCAGCUUGUUCCAAAGAUACAGCGAGUUGAGUAUGUCACCAUGGAGAAGAAGCAGGAAGAUACAUAUAAAGAAGCCAUAGUGGAAUAUCGUGCUGCUUCGCAAGCACGUGUCCUAAAGCUUUCCUCAAAAUCCUUAGCCAAGGCACUUCCAAAGCGUCAAAUCUCAAACUAUUUUACUCAAUUCCGAAAGAUUGCGAACCAUCCAUUGUUAAUUAGGCGAAUAUACAGCGAUGAAGAUGUCAUUCGCAUUGCGAGGAAGUUACACCCAAUCGGUGCAUUUGGAUUUGAGUGCUCCUUGGAUAGAGUCAUCGAAGAAGUUAAGAGUUACAACGAUUUCCGUAUCCACCAGCUUUUGUUCCAAUAUGGAGUUAACGACACCAAAGGAACUCUCUCAGACAAACACGUUAUGCUCUCAGCAAAAUGUCGAACGUUAGCAGAGCUUCUCCCAACAAUGAAGGAGUCAGGCCACCGCGUUCUGAUAUUCAGCCAAUGGACAUCGAUGCUCGAUAUCUUAGAAUGGACACUCGAUGUGAUCGGCGUUACGUACAGAAGACUCGACGGAAGUACUCAAGUCACGGACAGGCAAACCAUAGUGGACACAUUCAACAACGACAGGUCGAUAUUCGCCUGUCUGCUAUCGACGCGAGCAGGUGGGCAAGGUCUGAACCUGACCGGAGCAGACACUGUUAUCAUUCACGAUAUGGAUUUUAAUCCGCAGAUCGAUCGGCAAGCUGAAGAUAGGUGCCAUCGUAUCGGUCAAACAAAACCAGUCACUAUCUUUAGACUGGUGACGAAAUCGACGGUUGAUGAGAAUAUUUACGAGAUUGCGAAGCGGAAACUUGUUCUUGAUGCGGCGGUUCUAGAGUCUGGAGUUCACGUCGAUGACGACGGAGACACGCCUGAGAAAACCAUGGGAGAGAUUCUUGCUUCUCUUCUCAUGGGAUAA
Messenger RNA from Microthlaspi erraticum, 2286 nucleotides. NCBI's taxonomy places the organism in Eukaryota, Viridiplantae, Streptophyta, Magnoliopsida, Brassicales, Brassicaceae. The record is from the annotation of a GenBank genome assembly.